Molecule: messenger RNA, 1745 nt
Organism: Punica granatum (pomegranate)
Lineage: Eukaryota; Viridiplantae; Streptophyta; Magnoliopsida; Myrtales; Lythraceae
Source: RefSeq, a predicted model, not a curated record
UCACAGAGCGAGCCGUUACUCUGGCGGUCCUCUCGCGGCUCUUCCUCUCUCUCUCUCUCUCUCUCUCUCCGCCAGCCAGCGAGCUCCAUCCGUUACUGUCGCUCUAGCUCAAGCAGUUGGGAGCAGAGGGUCGGAAUUCCUAUAUGCUUCUCAAGAGCUUGCGGCUUUCCGUCGGCGUCUCCGGCCACAGUCGUCGGGCUUUCGUUUCUCUUGGUAGAUUCAUCGUAUCUGCGAAAAACAAGAGCCUCAGCUCCCCGGCGUCGGUACUGGAGAAAGCAAUGGACUCGAAUUCUCCGUGUGUUUUAGUUUUAUCAGGAAAGUCAUCCUCGGAAGUGGAACUUGCAAAAUCUUUGAAGAGUAAUAACACACUCAAACUCCUGGGCUACAAUGAAAUUGAAGUGUUCCUGGAUUCAGAGAGAGAGAAGCAGCCGAAUGGAGAUCAUUUCCAAACUGAUUCAUAUUUCAAUUCGCUCUCAACGAAUCAGUUCGGUAGGUUUCUGAUUUGGUGUGCACGUAUGCCUUCAACCCAUGAUGUCGUUUCCCAGAACUUUUGCGAUCUCCCACUUGGCACAGUAUGCGUCGCGGAUAUUCAAUUCAAAGGCCGAGGGAGGUCGAAGAACGUGUGGGAAUCUCCAAUAGGUUGCCUCAUGUUUUCUUUUACAAUACAGAUGGAGGAUGGGAGAGUUGUUCCUCUCUUGCAAUAUGUGGUUUCUCUUGCCAUCACAGAGGCAAUAAAGGAUAUCUGCAACCACAAUGGAUUACCAUACCUUGAUGUUAGAAUAAAAUGGCCAAAUGAUCUUUACCUAAAUGGCCUUAAAGUUGGAGGCAUUUUGUGCACAUCGACGUAUAAGUCCAAGAAGUUCAAUGUUAGUGCUGGAAUUGGUUUGAAUGUGGACAAUGAUAAACCAUCCAUUUGCUUGAAUUCAGUCCUGCGAGAAUCUUUAGCUGUAAAUUACAAGUUCAGCAGGGAAGUUAUUCUUGCAGCUUUCUUCAAUAAAUUUGAGAAGUUGUAUUCUCUUUUCAUCAAUCAAGGUUUUCACACAAUGGAGGAGCUGUACUAUCAGACUUGGUUACACAGUGGGCAGAGGGUAAUUGUGCAGGAAAAGAAUGAGGACCAGGUGGUGGAAAAUGUCGUUACGAUACAGGGUUUGACAUCGUCAGGAUACCUGUUAGCUGUGGGCGAUGAUAAUCAGAUGUGUGAACUUCAUCCUGAUGGUAAUAGUUUCGACUUCUUCAAGGGACUGGUCAGAAGGAAACUCGAGUGACGAGAUGCUGUGUCCACCUUCCAUCUGAUCAAGAGCUCACCAUAUGUCAUGAUCUUCUUUACCGAAAGGAAAAGAUUAGUUCAGAUCUUAACCUUUCACAAAUAUAUUCUCAACGAAGUCGGGGUUCAAGAUUUAGAUUAAGAUUAGUUAUGAAGAAGCAAGAGAAUAAAGUAAACACCAACCAGGUCACACAUUACCGUCUGCUUGACUGACUCAAACCAUUGAUUCUAUUCCUGCUUUUGUGCAUAUGAGGGCUGCAGCUUUUGUCCCCCCUGGGCUUUUUUUUUUUUUGUUCGAUAAAUCACUGGGCACAGAUAAUCCUAGGUAUCGAGGACGAGAUCGUAUGCCACUGCAUUACAAUACACCCUCAUUUGAUCCCUCUUGGGCUUUUUUGUCUUGCACAAGAUAAUUUUUUGACAGCAAACAGACAGUGUCUAUUCUAUCAUAAUUAUUAGAGCAAAUCCUUCUGCUUUCUUUUUA